This is a messenger RNA of Pistacia vera, 1242 nucleotides long. RefSeq lists its product as uncharacterized. Lineage: Eukaryota; Viridiplantae; Streptophyta; Magnoliopsida; Sapindales; Anacardiaceae. The transcript has a single exon. The record is from RefSeq and is a predicted model, not a curated record. The coding region runs from base 77 to 985 and encodes 302 amino acids.
UCUCAAUCAUCAGCAUCUUCAUCUUCCUUAACUCAUCAUCAUCACCUGCUCCGUUCUGUAAAAUAUCUUACAAUCAAUGGCAGGUUUAAUAUACGAAAUCUUCUCCUCCUCAGCUCUUCUCUCACUUGGACUCUACCACACGAUCUGCACCACUCGCAACCAUCUCAAAUCCCCCCAAUCUUACUCCGCCAAACCCUACCAUCCCUUCCCUUUACCUCACCACCACCACCGUCUCAAACACCUCCAACUCUUCCUCCUCAUUCUCUGUCUCCUUAUCGCCUUCGCUCAUCAAUGCUUCAUUUCCUCCGACUCCGACCCUCUCCUCAAGGGUCGCACCCCCGUCCACCGUUUCGCCUCUCUCCAAUCCGCUCUUGUUUCCUUCCUCUUUCUCAUCCUCUCCGUUUCUCUCUUAAUCUCCGAGUCCACUUCUCUCCUCCCUUUCCCUUCCGAUCUUUUCUUCGCUCUCGCCGCCGCUGUUUUUUACCUCCAGUACUCUGUCUCCUCCGCCGCCGCCUCUGUUCAGACCUCCGAUCUCCAGGCCAAAUGCGACACCGUUUCUGGGCGGAUUUCCGUUCUCUCAUCUUUGCUCUGUUUGGUUCUCGCUUGUCAGCCCCGGUUGUUCGUCGCUGACGUGGCUUUGGGUGGGACUUUGUGUUUGCACGGUCUGUGGGAGUUGCAGACGGGGCUGUCUUUGUACGUGGAGGCUUUUAUUCCGGAAGGCUGUCACAAGUUGUUGGAUGUGGUGAAGGGUGUGGAAGGGUCCACGAAAUGUGAUUUGGAGGAGUCGAAGUUGAGAGCUAUGGCUAUUUUGGAUCUCUUGUUCUUGGUUCACGUUAUGUUUGUUUUUGUUAUUGUUAUGGUUACUUAUGCUGUGGUUUCGAAGACGGUUGCUAUCAGGAGAAUGGGGUCGUACGAGGCCUUGCCUAAUACUUCUGAGGCUAAUAAUCAUAUUCAGAUGAAGGCAUUAAGCGGCACACAGGCUUGACAUAUCCAAUUAAUCGUGUUCAAACUUUUCAGGGAUUUGAUUUUUGUAUACAAAGUAUGUGCUUUCACUUGAUUCUCUGUGUUUUGGCUAAUGUAAUUGUUUUGAGGAAUCAUUUGCAUUUAGAUCAUUGGGGUUAUCAUAUUAGCUUGUUUUGAUAUGUUUUUUGUAUUAGUUUAGUCCCCAUAUCUAAUUGUAGUAGACAUGUUGUUAUAUCAAUGAUUUUGUGGCAUUCAGCAGUGUUGUGAUAUUUUCAUAAA